AUGGAUAAAGGUCAAUUGAAAUCUGUAGUGUUUCUUGAUUUAGCCAAGGCAUUUGAUACGGUGGAUCAUGAGAUUUUGUUGAGUAAACUUCAGAUUUAUGGAGUUGAUUCAAUGAGUCUCAAUUGGUUUAAAUCGUAUCUAUUUGACCGAAAACAAAAAUGUAAUGUAAACGGUCUAGUGUCAAGUGAGCGCUCGUUGCUAUGUGGGGUACCUCAAGGAUCUAUUCUUAGUCCUUUGCUAUUUCUUGUUCACAUUAAUGACCUUCCUUCUUGUCUGCAACAUUCUACAGCACGAAUGUAUGUGGAUGAUACAAAUAUAACUACAACUAGAAAGUCGAUAAAGGAAAUAGCAUCUGGAGUCAACGCAGAUCUUGAAAAUAUUCGCAUAUGGCUCAAAGUAAAUAAACUUUCCCUGAAUGUUACUAAAACGGAGUAUAUGUUCAUUGCGUCUGAUAGUAAUCUUGAAAAACUGCGGGACAUACCAUAUUUAGUUUUGGGUGGAAAACCCAUAAGCAGAGUUAAAGUGUCAAAAUCACUAGGGAUAUUUAUUGACGAAAGAUUGUCAUGGAGAGAUCAUAUUGAUAACAUCUCUAAGACCAUAUGCUCCGGAAUUUCCGGUCUUCGUCAAAGUGAGAGAGUUUGUUACCCUUUCAACAUUACUUACAAUAUAUAGUUCACUAAUUCAACUAAUAUUUGACUAUUGUGAUGUUGUUUUGGAUAACAUGUCAAUCACAUUUUGCUCAACGAAUCCAAAAACGGCAAAAUCGUGCAGCUAGAGUUAUCACUUGUCAGGGUCAUAAAGUAAGAUCUAAUGAUAUUAGAAGUCAAUUGAAAUGGAAAGCACUUUUCGAAAUAAGAAAUAGUCAUAAACUCAUAAUGAUGUAUAAAAUAUUAAAUAAUAUGCCUCCUGUCUACUUACGUGACCAUUUUAAAAUGUCUUUUACAGACCAAGCAUAUUCUCUUAGAAAUAGAAAACUAUGUCUAAUUUUGCCAAGAGCACAAACAAAAUUCCUAUAGAAAAGUUUUGCCUUUUCUGGAGCAAAAGUUUGGAACGAACUACCAGAAGAAGUAAAAUGUAGCAAUAGUUUACAAAUCUUCAAAACAUGUAUCUCAUCUCAUGCCUAAAAUCGUAUAUAGCUAUUUUUAAUAUAAUGUCGGCCCUCUUGUAAAGCAGUGGUAUCACUGAAGAGUUCACCGAGUCUGUCUGUCUGUCUGUCUGUCUGUCUGUCUGUCUGUCUGUCUGUCUGUCUGUCUGUCUGUCUGUCUGUCUGUCUGUCUGUCUGUCUGUCUGGCUGUCUGUCUGUCUGUCUGGCUGUCUGUCUGUCUGUCUGUCUGUCUGUCUGUCUGUCUGUCUGUCUGUCUGUUUGUUUGUUUGUUUGUUUGUUUGUUUGUUUGUUUGUUUGUUUGUUUGUUUGUUUGUUUGUUUGUUUGUUUGUUUGUUUGUUUGUUUGUUUGUUUGUUUGUUUGUUUGCUUGUUUGUUAUCGGUACUUAUAGAUUUUCGCAAUUCCACGUUUAGACCCUUUCACAUGUUCUUUUUCUGUGAACCUCGUUUUACAAUAUUUGUCGUUUUAGCUUUAUGUCCGUCCUUACCACAACUAUCCGACGGUUAUAAAUGGGGUAGAAGUCGGACACAUGGUUCUUCAGUUCAAUUUCGUUGCUCCCAUGGUCAUAAACUAGUUGGUUCAUCUCGAGUGAUGUGCAAUGAUGGUAGAUGGUCAGACGAAAUGCCUAAAUGCCUAGGUACGUUGUCCGUUUCCACCAGAAUACUGCAAGCAUAAGGCCGAGGCCAAACGAGGGCGAGAGUUGAAUGAGAAUGAGAGAUUGCGUGAAAAUUUUCUCAAUUCCUGUUCCUUGGUCAAACAAAACAAGAGUUUCAUGAGGAUUGAUUGAAUGUUACCGUGCGACCCGUCAAACGGGAAAAAGCUCUCAUCAACUGUUAUUGAAAUUUGAGCUAACUCAAAUAUGUAUCUGUAUAUGUAUGUGUGUAUAUAUGUAUGUUUUGUAACUAAGUUUUGUAACGUAUGGUAAAGAGAGCAGGGAGAAAAUUUUUGUAUUAUCGCAUACAAUAAGUUCGAUAGGAUGUGACUAUAACCCAAAUAAUAACAAUGCCUUGGGUAAGAGAGGAAAGAUGAAUGGCAACAAUGAAUUAGAAGCUUAUUAGCAAAUACUGACGAAAAACGACGGCGUUACUGAUGAAAAAAUGCACAAUAUAUGUCCACGUCUCUGUAACUUAUCCUUACAUUUUUACUUAAUUCCCGACAAAACAAUUCUUUUCUAAUUUCGUUUAAAAAUUGACCAACUAUUUUGAUAAAAUAUUUUCCAUUUUGACCAAAUUUUAAAAAUUAUUGGUGGUGUCACACCCCCACCCCCCUCCCGACACACCUCCCUAGUAUCGACGUCCCUGCCUUUACUUUGACUAGAGUUAUAACAUGUGAUAAUUGUAGAUUUUGGAUUAUUUACAUGGAUAUAUUUUGAUAAAAAUGUUUUUAAUUUUAUAGCGAUAUGCAAUCUAAUUCAAAGCAUUAGCAUUGGAUGGGUUUACGGAAGGGGUAAUUUAGAAGGAGAUAAGCUGAGUUUUCGUUGCAGAACUGAUUAUAUUGUGGAUGGCGAGCAGUUUAUUAAAUGCACUGGAAAUAGGCGAUGGAAUGCAACGAAACCGACGUGUAGAGGUUGGUAGAAGACCGAUAUAUGAUGGGGGAAGGAGACAUUUUUGGCAAGUGGUAGUAAUAAUUGGGAUUUUUGCAGCAACAUUUUUUGGGGAUCGAUAUCACUUCUUUUUGCUUUGCCUUGUAAUUGGGCCUGAUUCAUGAUGACCCAACUCCAACCCUACACCUAAUCCAUAAGGCCUAAGAGAGUUAAAACUAGUUGGGAAAAUUAAAAAACAUUUUUUAAGUAAAUCCACUGAGGCAAAUAUGAAAUCAACAAGCCGAAGCGGGGCUUCAACUAGACACCUCCAACGUGGUAGACGCAUGCGUCUUGCCUUAUGAACUACUGUAAAGCUCGCUGAAAACCAUCGUAAAAUUCAUUUUAUAUUACUGAUAUGAAGGGUAUGUUCAACAGGUCAGGUAACAAGGCAGAUCCCAAAAUAAGUGUAUAAGCAUUCCAGCAUGCAUAUAUUUCUCUCAUAUGGCUAUUUAUGAAACGCGCAUUUUUUUCAUUCAUUGUAUGCUGAACAUAGUUGCCAUGUUACACUCUCCUACGCAAAGGUUUGAUGUCACUUUAUUUAUACCCGGAAAAUGUACGGCAUUCAGGUCGUUGCUGAACGCACGCGUGGAAGAAAGGGAACUUUAUUCACCAUUUACCUGGCGCACGCCUAUAAUUAUAACUUACCAGUAUAUAGCCCACAUGUUUAACUAUAACGCCUCUGCAAAGGAGAAUUAGGCAUACUAUGUGUAGCAAGCGAGCUAUGCUUGUGCUGCUAAACUUGGAGCGACAGAAAUUUGGCAAAGUCUGUUGCAUCAUGGGGUGUUCCAGUGGUGUUGGUGUUAUACACCGUUGCGGUCAUGUUUCACACUUAAAAUUUACCUCACAUUUUUAAUAAUAAUGCAUUUUAGAUUAUAUUUACUGUAUGUACAUUUAUUAUUUUAAAAUAAUGUCUAAUCGCUUGGCCCGGUUACCCUUUUGUAGUUUUGUCUAUAUCCCUUUUCUAUGCCGGUUGAAUUACUGCCGCUCUUGUAUCGCUCGAAGGCAAUAAUGCAUAAGUUCUGCAUACCUGUAUGAGAGGAGUGGCGUUUGUAACGAGCUAGAAGGAAAUAUCUUCAUGGGGAAGUCUUGCACAUUUUCCUGCUUGUAUGGAUGGUUGAUUGGCAAACAUUUAUAUCUUUACUUGACUGUAAUAAAUGUGGUACAACGGAACCCCGCCUUAUGGCCACCCUGUAAAUACGGUCACCUUUUUAUUACGGCCACUUUCUUUUGUCCCCGAAAAAAGCCAAAAUAAUACACUUUCUUAUAAAGAUACCCCAUUAAUACGGUCAAUUUUAUUUCGACCCGCGUUCUUGACUGUUUUUCGGCCCAUUUGUUGACUGGGGUAUGACUUUAAAAGUUAUAUUACCCAACCUUUCAAUUAUUUUAGCCGUUUAGUCAGAAAUGAUUACCCAACAAAUUUAUGAAUGGUUUCUUUUUUUGUCCGUAGCACCAUGUAGAAAGCUCGGCGCACCAGCUCGUUCGAGAAUCACACAAGGAGGUUUUAGACAUAACGAAAAUAUCAAAUUUGAAUGUGAUCCAGACUAUUACCUGCACGGAAGGAACAUCUUGACCUGUUCAGAUGGGACAUGGAAUGAUGCUCCUCCGACCUGUUUAGGUAAGUAUAUAAAGCACAACCAGAAAUUGAUUCAUGAUUUUUAUCUAUGGAGUCAUAACCAGAGUGGCCACUUUAUACCCUGCCCCCUUCCUGCACUUCCCAGGCAACAUUUUUGCCAUUCAUACCCCGUUUGAGGAAAUAUAGAAUUACAGAAACUAUAUCUGUUAAGGAUUGUUUACACUAUCGUUAAGUUUCUGUGAUCACAGUAGGAAUUUUGUAGAAGGAUUCGUAAGAAAUGUUUGAAGGAAUUGAUUCAAUGUUAGUAUACACUGAAUCAAUUUCUUAGAAAUUAAACAUUUCUUACAAAACUUUCGAAAAUGUAGAAAUACGUAGACAAAUAUUUUAAUAAAUCCUUCAAAACAUGGACGCAAUUCUUUAUGCUUUCAUUUAUUAUUUUGUAAUGUAAAUUUACGUCUUGCUACGUUUUAACUGUUUUGGUUUGUAGUAAUUGUAUUCUGUCAAAAUUCUUAAAAAUAGAGCCCCUCCCCCCCAAAAAUGUACAUAGUUCAGACUAUAGCAAAGGUCCUUUGAGAGGGAAAGCUUGGUUAAAUAACUCAUAAUCAAAUACCCUGGAAGUGAAAUUGGUUUCGGCGAACAAGCAAACUAUGCAGAAACAAAUAAAAGUACUUUGGGCUCCCUUAUUUAUCCCUCCCACUUCCACUUCCCGCUCUACUAGAAAAUCCAGUUGUGCCUAUUGUAACCCUAAACGUAAUUUCUAAUAUCUUAUUUCCCCAUAUGUUUUCAUGUCAAACAAAAUUCAGUUCUGGAUUGAGAAUUUUUUUAAGGAACGAUAAAAAAAUGUAUUCCUUUACGUCAUCUGACUAUCUGAUCUCUCUGAACUAAACGUCUUUCAAAACAAUACAAUUAAUUUUGUGUACUUCUUAAACGCUUCAUCAACACUAUGAGUGUUUUAGCGCUAUUCUGCAGGAGAGCAGUGCUUUUUCUUGAUGUCAUUGGUAUUUUAAUCAAUAUGAUAUAACUCAAUGUACUCAAUGUAUGUCCAUUAAUUCUCUUUCCCAAUUAAAAUAUUGGCAGAUUUGAAUUAUUGAGAUCAUUACCUCCACAAAUGUUAAAAAAUUGUGCCUUGGCGGAACUACAACUUCGUGUGGGAAAAAUUUGCUCGUCUGUUACAGAAGCAAACUCGGAAGACAUUUGUUUGGUCUUAGUUUUUAUCAAAUCCGCGUACUAACAAUAUGAAAAAUAGUUUCAUGCAUGACGGAGCAUACCUUUGGAAUUCUAUUCCAAAGGAAAUUAUGGAAAGCAAAACUCUUUCUUCCUUUAGAAAUAAAAUCGCUGCUUACAUCAUUGGCAUAGAGUAAUAAAUAAAUUGAUGUGCCUGUAAAUAUUCUAAUAACGUUCGUAUCAUGUAAAUAAUUCAGUAUUUUGCAAAAUUUUCUGUAAAUAUCUCUUAAUAUCUUUUCUAUGGAAUUUUUUGCUAUUUUUACACACGCCCCUCAUGGAAAUCAGCUUCGGUUGACGGGGUUAGCGUGCAUAAAUAAAGUAGUAUAAAGUGUCUAUCUAUCUAUCUUAUCUAUCUAUUUAUCUAUUUAUCAAACAUUAUACAUGUAUAUAUGUCUUAAUCUUCAGCUCCUUGCAGACGGUUUAGUGUGCAACCAUUCCGUUGUGGUUAUAUAAGGCGAGAUGGUUACAGACAUAAUGAGGAAGUUACAUUUGGAUGUAGAAGUCCUUUGGUUAUUGAUGGUCAGGUUACCUUACGUUGCAAUGAUGGAACAUGGAAUAACAGACUACCUACUUGUGGAGCUAGGAGGUUUGUGUAUAUUUUUCUAAAGGUUAGGGCCGAGCGUUGGUCGUCUAAAACAACGUGA
Paramuricea clavata is the source of this 6126-nucleotide messenger RNA. The record is from the annotation of a GenBank genome assembly. NCBI's taxonomy places the organism in Eukaryota, Metazoa, Cnidaria, Anthozoa, Malacalcyonacea, Plexauridae.